This is a messenger RNA of Zeugodacus cucurbitae (melon fly), 2842 nucleotides long. It is a transcript of the gene dpa, whose product is annotated as DNA replication licensing factor MCM4. The coding region runs from base 140 to 2737 and encodes 865 amino acids. NCBI's taxonomy places the organism in Eukaryota, Metazoa, Arthropoda, Insecta, Diptera, Tephritidae. Gene Ontology annotation, biological process: DNA strand elongation involved in DNA replication; DNA replication; double-strand break repair via break-induced replication. Gene Ontology annotation, molecular function: ATP binding; ATP hydrolysis activity; single-stranded DNA binding. Gene Ontology annotation, cellular component: MCM complex; nucleus. The transcript is spliced from 9 exons. The record is from RefSeq and is a predicted model, not a curated record.
CGCGCCUUUUUGAUUGUCAGUUGCGUUUACAUUCGCAUUUACAGCGUGAAUUUUUUAGAGUAUAGUAAGAUAAGUGCGAAGUGUCCAAUUGUUGUUAAACCAUUAAUAUUUUGCCACCAUAUAAAGUAAAUUCUUAAAGAUGUCAAGUCCCGCACGAACACCCGAAGGUGCGGCUACACCAAGAGGUCAGGGCGAGCAUACUCCAACUCGUAACCCCGUAGUGCAGGAUGCAACAGAUACACCAAUGCGCAUGGGGCCAACAACUCAACGCCAGAGUCAACAGCCAUCGGAAAUCAGUUUGCCUCCAACAUCACCGGGUGGUUUAAGUUUACCAGCAACUAGUCCAGCACGCGGACUGGGAAUGAGUGAAAUCGAUCUAAGUUCACCAUUGAAUUAUGGUACUCCAAGCUCCAUUGGUUCUAUACGUACACCACGUUCGGGCAUUCGUGGUACACCUUUGCGAGCACGUCCCGAUAUACGUACAGAUAAAAGAAUGCGUCAAGUGACCAUAGGUGGUGCUCCUGGUUUGGAUACCAUUCCUGAAAAGCCCUCAGAAGGCACUGAUACUGUGUCGGAGUCGUCGGCCACACCGCAGAUGGUUGUUUGGGGCACCAAUGUUGUUGUACAUCAAUGCAAAACAAAAUUCAAAGUGUUUCUUAUGCGUUACAUUGAUCCUGACGUAGAACGGGAUGAAAUUUCAGAAAACAUAGAUAUAAAUCAACCAAUAUAUAUGCAAAAGUUGGAAGAGAUUCAUACUCUAGAAGAGCCCUAUCUAAAUGUGAAUUGCGCACAUUUGAAAACAUUCGAUGAAGCACUUUAUCGGCAGUUGAUCUGUUACCCACAGGAAGUAAUCCCCGCUUUUGAUAUGGCCGUUAACGAAAUGUUUUUUGAACGCUACCCAGCAGCUGUAUUAGAGCAUCAGAUUCAAGUGCGUCCAUUUAAUGCUGAUAAAACUCGUAACAUGCGUUCUCUCAACCCUGAAGAUAUGGAUCAGUUGUUGAGUAUUAGUGGCAUGGUAAUACGCACCUCCGGUGUUAUUCCGGAAAUGCGUGAAGCGUUCUUCAAAUGUAUAAUUUGUGCAUUCUGCACCACUGUUGAAGUUGAUAGAGGCCGCAUUGCUCAACCAACACUCUGUACAAAUUGUAAUACGAAUCACUGUUUCCGAUUGGUGCACAAUCGUUCAGAAUUCACAGAUAAACAAUUAAUAAAACUGCAAGAGUCGCCGGACGACAUGGCUGCCGGUCAAACGCCACACAAUGUGCUACUUUAUGCUCAUAAUGAUUUGGUUGAUAAAGUACAGCCUGGUGAUCGUGUCACCGUAACUGGUAUAUAUCGCGCUGUUCCGUUGAAGGAUAAGGGUCGCAAUAUUAAGAGCGUUUACAAAACACAUGUGGACGUAGUGCAUUAUCGGAAAGUUGAUAGCAACCGUUUGUACGAAGAGGAAGAAGGAAAAAUGCACAUUUUUACACCAGAGCGUGUUGAAUUACUGCAUUUGCUAUCACAGAAACCCGAUAUAUACGAUCGUUUAUCUAGAGCAAUUGCUCCCUCUAUUUAUGAAAAUGAUGAUAUCAAAAAAGGUAUUUUAUUACAAUUGUUCGGUGGUACAAAGAAGAAACAUUCUACUUUAGGCAGACAAAAUUUCAGAGCGGAAAUUCACUUGCUGCUGUGUGGUGAUCCCGGUACAUCCAAGUCUCAAUUACUACAAUAUGUUUUUAAUUUAGUACCACGUUCACAAUACACUUCGGGCAGAGGAUCUUCUGCUGUUGGUCUAACUGCCUAUGUCACGAAAGAUCCGGAAACACGACAACUAGUGCUGCAAACUGGCGCACUAGUAUUGGCUGAUAAUGGCGUCUGUUGUAUCGAUGAAUUUGAUAAAAUGAACGAUUCCACGCGCAGUGUGCUGCAUGAAGUCAUGGAACAGCAGACGCUCAGUAUUGCUAAGGCUGGUAUUAUUUGCCAGCUUAAUGCACGUACCUCCAUUUUGGCUGCUGCCAAUCCAGCUGAAUCGCAGUGGAAUAAAAAGAAGAACAUAAUCGACAAUGUGCAACUGCCACAUACACUAUUGUCCAGAUUUGAUUUAAUUUUCCUUGUGCUAGAUCCACAGGAUGAGCAAUUCGAUCGGCGUUUAGCUAAUCAUCUUGUAUCACUUUAUUAUGUGACUCGACAUGAGGAGGAAGAUACGAUGUUUGAUGUAAGUGUAUUACGCGACUACAUUGCUUAUGCACGUGAACACUGCUCUCCCACUUUAUCGGAGGAAGCUCAACAACGUCUCAUUCAAGCAUAUGUUGAUAUGCGCAAAGUUGGUGCACGUCGCGGUCAAAUAUCCGCUUAUCCCAGACAGUUGGAAAGUUUAAUACGUUUAUCAGAAGCACACGCCAAAGUACGCCUUAGUAACGUAGUUACUGUAGAAGAUGUCGAAGAAGCUUGGAGAUUACAUCGCGAGGCUUUGAAACAGUCUGCCACCGAUCCACUUUCUGGCAAGAUAGACGUGGGUAUUCUAACAACAGGUUUGUCCACUGCUGCACGCAAGAAACGUGCAGAUCUUGUUAUGGCCAUUAAGGAAAAUCUUAAAAAGAAAGGCAAAGUGCCAACGGUUCCAUAUCAAAAACUAUUUAAAGAGGUCAAAGAUGCUUCGCAAAUUCUUAUUACACGCGAGCAAUUUGAGGACGCACUCAAAGAAAUUCAAGAUGAAGGUGCCAUCGUUGUGAUGGGUAAAAAUACCAUCAGAAUCUGUUAACUACAAACGCAUAAACAUUCAUGCAUAUGUUUUUUUGUCAUUGUUUUUAUAUUUUUCAUACCUAAAGUUAUUCCAAAUAAAUAUCAUUUAUAUAUAAUAAAUAAA